AUGGAACAUGAAGACUUGGACAAAUGUAUGGAACAUGAAGAUUCGGACGAAUAUAUAGAAUAUGAAGAUUUAGAUGAACAUAUAGAACAUGAAGAUUUGGAUGAAUAUACGGAAUAUGAAAACUUAGAUAAAUAUAUAAAUACUAAUUAUAGUUCUGUUGAUAUUUAUCACAAUCCUCAAAUUCUUAAUGUAGAUGAAACAAUAAAACAAGUGGUAUUUUGGGUUUACCUUUUCCAGGAUAUAUUUUUAUUACCUCAAACAGCAAGCGCUAUAUUGUUAGAUUUUUUUAAAGAAUUAUUACAAUCUUUUAAUGAAAACAAAUUUCUUGAUUUUCCUUUAACAAUAUAUCACAUUCUUAAUGGUAAAGAUCAACACAUCAGAUGCAAAUGCAAUGAAAUAAUUACUAAGACGGUUCGAACUUCUAAAGGAAAUCAUCUAAUUAAGUCUAUCAAAACAUAUUCAUACCAUUCAAUAAUCCAACAAUUGGGAUUACUUUUAUCAAAACCAGGAAUAGAAGCUUUAUUAGAAUCAUACUGGUUUAAUCCUUGCAAACAUAUUCAAAACUCUGUUGGUGUUAUAUAUUUAACAAUAUUGAAUUUACCACGUCAUAUGCAAUUUCGUGAAGAAAAUACUUUUGUUGUUAGAAUAAUACCAGGUCCUCACGAGCCAAAUGUAAAUGAAAUACAUCAAUAUAUUGAUCCUUUGGUUGAUGAACUUCUUCAAUUAUUGGCUAGUCAAGUUAUACAAUCACCUAAUUAUUCAAUUGGUCGCGUUUAUCGUGCAGCUUUAAUUAUGAUUUCUUGUGAUACUCCUACCGUGAGAAAGAUUGGUGGAUUUUCUGGACAUUCUUCUAAAAGAGAAUGCUAUAGAUAUGAUCAUACCUUUCCUACGAUUCAGGAUAGUAAUACUGGAUAUUGGAAACCAGAUUUUAGUAAUUUUGACACUAAUUUUCCACAACGUUCAAAAGAAAAGCAUCGAAGCAUUGCUUAUAAAUUUAAAAAUGCAAGUCCAACAAUAUAUCCCAUGCAUAACCUAUAUUUAGAUACCGCUAAAAGAAUGAUAAAAGCAUGGACUUCUGACAAACAACCAUUAAUUUUUACAAAUGAUUUUAAAAAGAUCCAAAAUAUUGUUGAUAUUACAUUACCUCCUUCUGAUAUAGGCUGUAUACCUCUUAAAAUAGCAUCUCGAUUUGCUGGAUUUUCUGUUGAUCGGCAAACUAUAAUUAGUCUUGAAGAUAUCGAAAAUGGAGAUUUAGCAAUAAAAGAUUUAUUAAAUAAAAUUAAAUCUAUUUGGGGACUGGAAAUUGUGACACCAAACAUGCAAAGAAUAUUUAUUGGAUUACGGACCCCUUUAUAG
Messenger RNA from Funneliformis geosporum, 1356 nucleotides. The record is from the annotation of a GenBank genome assembly. NCBI's taxonomy places the organism in Eukaryota, Fungi, Glomeromycota, Glomeromycetes, Glomerales, Glomeraceae.